Messenger RNA from Trichosporon asahii var. asahii CBS 2479, 2010 nucleotides. RefSeq lists its product as uncharacterized. The record is from RefSeq and is a predicted model, not a curated record. The transcript is spliced from 3 exons. Bases 1 to 2010 code for a protein of 669 amino acids. Lineage: Eukaryota; Fungi; Basidiomycota; Tremellomycetes; Trichosporonales; Trichosporonaceae.
AUGGCGGCCGUGUUGCUAUUGGUAUGCCUGUUCGCAAGCCAUGGCGGGGCCGCUGUGUUCAUCGAAUUCAAUCGCACAAUAUACCCAAUCAACCCCGGACUGCGGUUCUCGCCGCUCUACAGCAGAUAUGUUUCUCGCCCCGCCAACCCCAAUCGCCAGGACCCGUCAUCCUGGGCGCUCGAGUUCGACCUGAGGAAUGUGCCCCAUCUGAACGACUCGCUCUAUCUCGCCGGCAGCAGCCCUGCGAAGGUCAGCUACACUUUCAACGGCACAGGAAUGGAGGUGUUUAUGACUCCCCUCGAGAGCGGUCCUGGAUCCCCCAAGGUGUCUUGCUUGACAGGAGGUCGCAACAACACGCCAGCCGAUACCCAGGUACGACGAUACGGGUACAACCAGGAGAUGUCCUUCGCAGCUGGGAAGGAGAACCAGACCACGCAGUAUCGAGUCGACAUCGAGUUCGAGCUCCAGCAACGAUGGGCGGUUAACAACAUCACAUGCACUUACAUGCUACCAAUCGAUGAUGACCACAAACUGGACAUGACCGAAAUCUCGGCCAACGCAACCGCGAUAUCUCCAUCCCUGCCGAUUUCCCCAAGAAAUGAUACCUGGCUAUCUGGAGCGCUGGACGCUUCGAGGGAGGCUCUGUCCGGAAACACAGCCCCAGCUGCCAUGAGCAGCUCAUCUGGACGACUGGUAGAUCUGCCUCCCAAUGUGACCUUUGUCUCUGUCUUGGGGCCCAGGUACAUGACACAAGGGCAAGGUGGAGAGUGCCGCUUUGUGUUUGACCCGCCGUUCAUCCUUCGCGGAAUGACCCCCUACGAUGUCAACUACACGUACGUGUUCACGGGGAAUCCGUACUCGUUGAAGAUGUCCUCCUCGGGUGACGCCGUUGGUGCUCCACGGUCCAAUUGGCCAGGAGGCACCGGCGAAGCCGACUCGGAGCUGCCACGGGUGAUCAACGACGUCCACCUUCUCAACCAGCAGUUGGACCCCAGGAUUCGUUACAAGUUCGCCAUAGUGGAUGGAGCGGACUCCGGAGCCGCUGGUGCAAAUGGCGCUGCUCAAACGCCAAGCUCGUGCGAUUUCACGAAGAUCCUGCUGUGGCAAAGCGUCCCCGAUCCAAGCAGGCAGACCAACGCCACCCAAGCGUCCGCAGAAGGCUCAGCUGGUUUAGCAGAUGCACGGUCUCGUUCGCACGGUAUGGGCCCGGGUGUCAUCGCAGGCACAGUUGUCGGUGUGACCCUCGGCGUUGCCCUCCUUAUGACCCUCGCUGCCUGUCUGUGGAGGCGACGAAGGCGCAAUCCAUACGGCGACUUGGACGACAUUCAGGACGACACCAAGGCCACUCCCUACGUGGCUCCGCUCGGACCUGCGAGCGACGCCUCUCUUCUUAGGGAGGAGUCCGACACCAGCAAGCAGCCCCGGGACGCCUCCCCGCGUCGCCUUGUACGCCGUGAGGAGGACGCAGGGGCGCUCCCCGGGGAUGAUGAGGUCUCUCUCGAGUUCGAUGUGCUGCCGCCACUGUAUCGAGAAGAGUGGAACACCGCAGUGAACACCCGGACUGGCGAAGGGAGCAGACCCAGUGGCGAAGCGGUCGUUAGGCCGACAAAGGGGAGGCGACCCCGCGGGCCGAGAAGGGUAGGAGCUUCCAACAGGACAGAUCAGACCCCGAUCACCAACGAGGAGAUCAAGUUUCUAGGUGCCCCAGUCACGUCCAACCUCCCGGGCGGGCUCGGCCUGAGACAUCAGUGCCUGACGCCGGAGGAGCGCAAACGUCUUGCCGGAUCUCAGGUGACCGUCCGGGAUGAGACAUCGCGCAGCUCACAUAUUGUGGCACUCGAGGAUAUGAGGCUCUCGACCCGCACCAGCUUCACGGAGUCAAGCAGCCCGGGUUCUUCCGAGGACCAUAAACGAGCAGGCAGUUCGCAACCUUCAGGCCCGGCAGUGCGGCCGUCCCGGCAAGCGAAGGGCAAGGGCGUGAUGGAGGGGGAGAAGACACCAGUUGAAUGA